This is a messenger RNA of Pelobates cultripes (western spadefoot toad), 462 nucleotides long. The record is from the annotation of a GenBank genome assembly. Lineage: Eukaryota; Metazoa; Chordata; Amphibia; Anura; Pelobatidae.
AUGGACCAGCAGAAGCCUGCAAGCACAACUAAAAGAAAGACCCACAACCGGGGCUAUAACUUACCCGUCAAGCGAGCCAGACCUCCACACCGGGAACUACUCUCCCCUGCACUCCAGGACCACCGAGGGCGAGACAUAGACCACCACAUCAGGGCGCCACCAAGAUCCUGCAGGGCAUCGGCUGACGGCAAUUAUAUUUGGGCAGCCGAACAGACUCAGAGACUGCAUCCUCUUUCAAAGGCGCUCACAAUUUACAGUCUCAUGGUAACACUGCACCACACACAUCUGCAGCUUGAUGGCCGAGUUUUAAGCCCACUCUUGGCCCCUACACCGACUAGGCCUCAAACACGAGAUGACUACACAUACCACCCAGGGGAUCAGUGGGGAACACUAGCACCACUACCACUACUACACCACGACAAGCAACUAAACUAUUUAUAUCAUCCUGACACUCUAGCCUAA